Alternaria atra is the source of this 1971-nucleotide messenger RNA. RefSeq lists its product as uncharacterized. The record is from RefSeq and is a predicted model, not a curated record. Gene Ontology annotation, cellular component: cytoplasm. Lineage: Eukaryota; Fungi; Ascomycota; Dothideomycetes; Pleosporales; Pleosporaceae. The transcript is spliced from 5 exons. Gene Ontology annotation, biological process: RNA surveillance; nuclear-transcribed mRNA catabolic process, non-stop decay; nuclear-transcribed mRNA catabolic process, no-go decay. Bases 1 to 1971 code for a protein of 656 amino acids.
AUGCCUGUAUUCUCCCGUUUAGCCGUCGCUGUUCAGCUGAUUGCUGUAAUCCUGUCACCUGUUCUUGGUGCUGCCGCCAAGCCUCAGUAUGACUACGUUAUUGUAGGAGGUGGUGUUACUGGGUUGAUCGUGGCCAACCGUAUCACCGAGGACAAGAGCAAGACUGUUCUUGUCGUUGAAGCGGGUGACAAUGUCGACAACGACAACACCAAGAUCCCGUACAAGGCCAACGAUUUGACCUCUGCAGCCGGUUUGAUCUGGGAGGACAUCAACUCGCUGCCUGAGCCAGGCCUUGGCAACAGCUCUUAUGCGGUUAUCGUUGCUAAGAACUCGCUCAUGACCAAUGCGACCUUCAACGCCUCCGCGUGGGAGCAGUACGUCGAGCACAAGACUGGUCCUUACACCUACGCCCGUGGUAACGCCCUGGCUUUCAUCUCUCUGCCCGACAUGACCAACGACACCAAGACGCUCAUCAGCAGCCUGAACAGCCAGACCGCCACCGACUACCUCCCCAGCAUCUACAAGAACAACAAGAAGCUCGCGAGCGGUUUCGCCAAGCAGCGCGCUGUUAUUGCCGACAUCUUCAGCCGCAAGGACGCCGCUGUCGCCGAGUUCCCUGUCCCCGCUGAUGGCAGCUACGGCCUCGUCGGUGUCGAGAAGCCCCUAUCCCGUGGUACUGUCUACAUCGACGCCAAGAACCCCAACGGUCCCCCCAACGUCAUCUACAACGCUUUUGUCAACCCCAUCGACCGCAUGAUCAUGGCCAUCGAGCAGAAAACUGGCGCGGGGUUCGUCACCCUGCUGCCUGAGGAGCCGGAGGACAUGUGGCACGCAUACAACUUAAUACAGGAGCACGAUCUGAUACGCGCAAAGGCUGUACGCCGGGUCUCGAAGACAUCCGAUGCCGGUUCCACGUCCUCCCAGCGAAUCUCUCUAGACCUCACCAUCACCGUAACGUCGACCGAUUUCGAUGUCGGCUCCGAACAACUGCAUGUAUCCGGUCGCGUAGCAAAGGAGAACGAGCACGUAAAGUUAGGGCAGCAUCAUACACUCGAUUUGGAGCUGAAUCGCAAAUUUACCAUCGAAAAAGCAGACGGCUGGGAUAGCGUCGCGUUAGAACAACUAAAGGAGGCAUGCGACGCGUCGAAGCGAGCGGAACUAUGGGCUGUCGUGAUGGGAGAGGGUGUUGCGCACAUUUGCAUGAUUACUGAGCAUCAAACGAUAUUACGGCAAAAGAUCGAGGUAUCCGUACCCAGAAAGAGGAGAGGUGGCGUCGAUGGGCACAGCAAAGGCAUGGAAAGGUUCUUCUCUACGACGCUUUCGACGCUUCUACGGCAAAUCGACCUACCGAAUACCUCUAGCACCCCCCAAGGCAAGACGCUCCCACUCUUACUCGCCAGCCCAGGCUUCGUAGCAUCGGCGUUUCUACAGUACAUCAAGGCAGAAGCGACGCGAACCACCAACAAGCCGCUCAUGGCCCUCAUACCCACCAUCAUCAUUGCACACUCGUCAUCGGCGCAUACACACUCCCUCAACGAGGUGCUCUCGUCCCCAGCGAUAACAAAUAAAUUAUCUGAUACAAAGUUCGCGCGCGAAACGGCGUUGAUGGACAAAUUCAACACGCUCAUGCGGCUAGACGACGGCCGAGCGUGGUACGGCCCGCGCGAAGUGGAGCGCGCAGUCGCCAAGGGCGCAGUCGGACGAGGUGGCGGCGUCCUACUCAUCAACAAUGCACUGUUCCGCGCGCAAAACGUAAAAGAGCGAAGACGGUGGGUCAAGUUAGUCGACCAAGUGCGUGAUGUAGAAGGUGGUGAAGUACGAGUCCUUAGCUCAUUACAUGAGUCCGGGAAGCGACUCGAAGGCUUGGGAAACGUCGCGGCUAUCCUGACCUAUCCGCUGGAAGAUCUCGAUGAAGACGAUGGGGAAGAUACCGGAGGUGUUGGUGGCGAGGGGGGUGAAAUGAUAAUAUAG